This is a messenger RNA of Adineta ricciae, 981 nucleotides long. The record is from the annotation of a GenBank genome assembly. Lineage: Eukaryota; Metazoa; Rotifera; Eurotatoria; Adinetida; Adinetidae.
AUGUCUUCUACGGAGUCCGACGACGAAUCCGAACAGUCCAUGACAUCUCAUCAGUAUUCGACUCGUCCCGACUGGGCUGAUGUUGUACCAAUCGAACAAGACGAUGGUCCCAAUGCUGUCGUUCAAAUAGCGUAUUCAGAUAAAUUUCGCGAAGUAUUCAACUAUAUUCGAGCAUGCAUGCACGCAAAUGAAAUGAGCGAACGAGCACUUGAAUUGACAAAAGAUGCUUGUUACCUAAACCCGGCUAACUAUACUGUUUGGUGUUAUCGCCGUAAACUUUUAUACCAUCUUAACUGUGAUUUGAACGAAGAAAUCGCUUUUGUUGGAAACAUGAUUCGUAAUAAUCCAAAAAAUUACCAAGUCUGGGAACAUCGUCGUAUCAUUGUGGAACGUUUAAGUCAUCCAUCGAAUGAACUAGCUUUUCUUGCUGAAGUGAUUCGGAGUGACUCGAAAAACUACCAUGCAUGGCAAUAUCGACAAUGGUUAUUGAAAACCUAUGGACUGUGGGCAGAUGAGUUGAUGUAUGUUGAACAUUUAUUACAAGAAGACGUUCGAAAUAACUCCGCAUGGAAUCAGCGCUACUUCGUUAUUUCGCAUACGACCGGUUUUAAAGAUGAUAUUAUUGAGCGAGAAUUAGAUUUCGUCCUCAAAAGCAUUGAAUUCAAUCCCGAUAAUGAAAGUGCAUGGAAUUAUUUACGUGGCAUAGCACGAUUCCGUUCGACAAACUUAACGGAUCAACGUCUAUGGAAAUUCUGUCAAAACUUGUACGAGAACAAAUAUCUUAAAGAUGAUUUUAACUGUCAACAAUGGCGAUUCUUAUUCGCGUAUAUGAUCGAGUUAUUGGCUGAUGAUGACCGAGCGGACAAGCAAGAAGAGAAUAAACGAAUGAUUACCGAUCUUUGCGAAAGAUUAGCGACGAAAAUCGAUCCGAUACGAAAAAAGUAUUGGCAGUAUAUUCAACAGCAACAUAGCACUCAAUGA